AUGAUACAGACCGCCAAUGUUAAAUAUAGUGGUCACAUCAACAGCCCCACCCCCGCCGCAAAACGCCACGGUUGGGCGGGGCUGCUCGGAUGUUGCGGGUGCGCAUGCGCGGCGCGCGGGCCGCCCCGCCCCGCCUCGCCCCGCCUCGCCCCGCCUCGCCCCGCCUCGCCCCGCCUCGCCCCGCCUCGCCCCGCCUCGCCCCGCCUCGCCCCGCCUCGCCCCGCCUCGCCCCGCCUCGCCCCGCCUCGCCCCGCCUCGCCCCGCCUCGCCCCGCCUCGCCCCGCCUCGCCCCGCCUCGCCCCGCCUCGCCCCGCCUCGCCCCGCCUCGCCCCGGGGCCGGGGAGGGGGUGUUGGUGGCUCCUCCCCGCGGCGCCAUGGGGGCCCCGCCCGCCGCCGGAGCGUCACGAAGGCGCCUGGACUCCUCCUCCUCCUUCUCCUCCUCCUCUUCCUCUGUCCGUCGCCGCCGGGAUGCCGAAGCUUAGCAAGGAGGCCAAGCAGCGGCUCCAGCAGCUCUUCAAGGGUGGCCAGUUCGCCAUCCGCUGGGGCUUCAUCCCCGUAGUGCUCUACCUCGGUUUUAAGAGGGGUGCAGAUCCUGGAAUGCCUGAGCCAACUAUCUGGAGUCUACUUUGGGGAUGAAGGAUGUGACGGUCCUGUUCUAAAACCAGCUGAUGGACAGAGAAAGUGUCUGAAGAUUCGUACAUUCCAGAGGAUGAGGCGGAUGCUUACACCAGCUGGCUCAAUCAGCUCGCUAAUGACAUAGGUUGUACAUACAACAAAAUGGAGUUUAUAUGGACCUAACUUAUUUGCACUACAGUGUAAUUAAAUAAAUACAAUUUGAAUGGA
This is a messenger RNA of Cuculus canorus (common cuckoo), 843 nucleotides long. RefSeq names its product translocase of outer mitochondrial membrane 7 (gene TOMM7). The coding region runs from base 1 to 636 and encodes 211 amino acids. NCBI's taxonomy places the organism in Eukaryota, Metazoa, Chordata, Aves, Cuculiformes, Cuculidae. The record is from RefSeq and is a predicted model, not a curated record. The transcript has 4 exons. Gene Ontology annotation, biological process: protein import into mitochondrial matrix. Gene Ontology annotation, cellular component: mitochondrial outer membrane translocase complex.